GGGGCGGUUUCUGGCGGAAAAGGCGCGGCCGAGUUGGGUCCAGAUCGUCGUCGUCGUCGUUCGCGGCUGUUGCGUGAAGAAGGAACGAGAGCCGUGAGGAGAUUUCACGAGAGAACAGAGGAGGAGGAAGAAGACGAAGAGAUGUCGAACAACGCGGGCAGCAUCUCGGCCAUGAGGCGACUCGUGGAGCAGCUUCGCGUCGAGGCGAGCAUCGAGCGAGUGAAGGUGUCGCAGGCGGCCGCGGAGCUGCAGCAGUUCUGCCUCCAGAACGUGCACAAGGACGCGCUGCUCACGGGGGUCCCCGCGGCAACCAACCCGUUCCGCGAGCCGCGUUCCUGCACCGUGCUCUAGUGCGCCCCACGCUGCAACGCGCGCAAACACUGAUGUUGCCAUCUUCCGCGACUUCUAGACGGACAUCCACAAACAAGUUUACAAGAUUCCGGAUUCCAGCCUUCCCAGGGUGGGGACCACCCCGGGAUUUUGAACGUGCCAGAGCUUCGCGAAAUCAUGCUUCCCUUUUCUAUAAAACGCACGCGGACGCACGGACAUGCACACGCACGGUAGCGCUGGCAGCGAUGAACGUACGGAACCGGCUGCCCCCACCCACAGCCCCCCCCCCCCCCCCCCCCCCCCCACCUCCUCCUCUCAUCCUUUUGCUCACGGUGCCAUUCUCACACGACCAGCACGGCCGGUGUGUUCCCGUCGAUUUUUUUACGAAUGAAAUCUAAAAACAACGCAUUUCUUAGCCAGUGUCAUUUUAAACGGAUUGUUUUCUAAGUUGACUGAAGACACCCCUGCUAGAAGAACCAAAAUAAAAUCGCAAGGGUGGGGGGUUGGGAGACGAUCCCCUUUUUGUUGCAGAGGUUUGGUUUUGUUAAAAUAAAGGUUUGUGCGUUUUGAGAGUUUCACAUCACUGGUACUGCCAUCAUGCGAUUUUCUUGUACUCGUGGGCGACAAUUCCGCGAUUUUAGUUUUUUUACGUCGGGGUAGGGGAGGGGAGGGAAGCGGGGAUUGCUUCGAAUGCAGGAUUUAGAUGUUUCAUGCAGUGCCUGUUAAAGUGUGGUUGCUUGCGCCCGUGUGCAUUGGUGCGAGGCCGUGGGGUGUGCGUGUUUGUGGCGAGCAGCAAGUCCUGUCGUUAGCGCACUGCGCUACGAAGCCGGCCACCCCGAGGUUCGAUUCCCACUCACCACCGUCGAUGUUGGCGAAUGUUAUGAAUCAGUCCUGGGCCCUCCCCUAGGACGACUCGGCCUUAAAUAAGUACCUGGUGUGGUUUGUAAACACAUCAGCACUGGGGAGACAAAGUCAGCCCGGAUGUGGUGUUGGUCACCCACUUUCUUGUACACCGUGCUAACCUUAAAUAGGUGUUCACUUAACAAGACUUAAGCCAACAGUCUCUUGAAGGCUACACUGGGGAUCUUGGUUCGUAUGUGUGGCACAAGCGUGUUUGAGUGUGCCAGGAAUUUCUUUGCGUGGGUCUCUGCUUGUUAAUGGCGAAGGUGGGAAGGGUUACCACCAGCCCAUUGCGCCCAUCCAGAGCCGCCGCUAGCCACACAAGUAACAGACCUCAAGAAAUUAGUUUUCAAUCUCGAUGAUGAUUUAAAAGUGUGUAGCUCCCAGUGGCUUCUUAAUAUCGGAAGGAAGAGCGUUCCAGACGGCCCCAGAAGCGCAUCUGAAGGCGCCGCGCGAUGCCGGUGACCGUCUCUGUUCAAUGGCGAGCAGCCAAAAGCCGCCACCGCUGCUGCUGCUGCGAGGGUGGACAGGAGUUUUCGAACUGGAGCCGUGCAGCAAAAUCUCGCUGCGUACUGGAAAGUUUCCACGUCGCGUCUCGGGGUUCGGUCCUUGACCGACACCUCACUGCUCUUCCUUCCCCCCCCCACCCCCCCACGUCUCGUCCGUGCCAUGAUUGCGCAAUAACCACGUCUAGAUUUGAAGCUUUUGUGACUGCAAUGAUUCAUAU
Lethenteron reissneri (Far Eastern brook lamprey) is the source of this 1957-nucleotide messenger RNA. RefSeq names its product guanine nucleotide-binding protein G(I)/G(S)/G(O) subunit gamma-10-like. The record is from RefSeq and is a predicted model, not a curated record. Gene Ontology annotation, biological process: G protein-coupled receptor signaling pathway. NCBI's taxonomy places the organism in Eukaryota, Metazoa, Chordata, Hyperoartia, Petromyzontiformes, Petromyzontidae. Gene Ontology annotation, molecular function: G-protein beta-subunit binding. Gene Ontology annotation, cellular component: heterotrimeric G-protein complex.